Molecule: messenger RNA, 5724 nt
Organism: Paralichthys olivaceus (Japanese flounder)
Lineage: Eukaryota; Metazoa; Chordata; Actinopteri; Pleuronectiformes; Paralichthyidae
Product: zinc finger protein 235-like
Biological process (GO): regulation of transcription by RNA polymerase II
Cellular component (GO): transcription regulator complex; PcG protein complex; chromatin
Molecular function (GO): DNA-binding transcription factor activity, RNA polymerase II-specific; RNA polymerase II cis-regulatory region sequence-specific DNA binding
Source: RefSeq, a predicted model, not a curated record
GUGGUUACGGUUUGCAGAUGAACCCGGAUGUAAACAGAAGCAGCCUCACCGAAGAGCAGCGGACAGCAAGAUGAACGACUCCUGCCCACCUCCCCUCAGGUGUUUGACCGCAUGAGGCAGAGCAGCUGUCCAACACACCAAUAGGUGGUGGUUUGGCUGACAGAGCCGGUGAGGAUGGAGCGUUGUGUCAACUUGCAUUCUCAGCUGGCCUCUGUCAUGGAGGUGUUAGCUAACGCGGCGGUGGCGGAGAUCUGUCAGCUGGUGGACGACGGCUUCGCCUCGCUAAGGCUGGAGAUCUCCCGGAGCCGCAGGGAGAACUUGGCGCUGAAGAGCCGCCUGCGGCGGAUGGAGGUCCGAGCCGGGGAGAGCUCCCACAGAGAGCCCGUAUCGUCCAUGGUGGUCACCUGUGCCUGCAGAGAUCUUGAAGAAGAUGGAUCGAACAUUACAAAAAGAGACAUCGGGUCCAGCAAACAGGAGAAUACUGACCGUCAGCAGUUACAGCCAGCGGAUGUGUUGGGGCAGCAGCUGGAGCCAGAGGCUGCUGUGGUGAAGAAGGAAAGGCUGGAGGAGGCAACAGUCUGCUGUGUGCUAGAGGACCAUGAGACAGCAGCUUACAGCAGCAUUGGAUCUCAGUCUCUCUCUUCUGCUGCUGAGAACAGAGACAGUGGUUCAGCCCAGUUUGAAAAACAGGAUUUAGUCGGACUUGAGGCUCAGCAGGAAGAAGAGAAAGAGCGAACAAGUCCGGAUGCUCAUCGUGAGAGCCAUAGAGCCGCACCAGGAUGUCCAAACAGAGACUUGACCAAGGAAGACAAGCAUGUUGUGGAUCUCAGAGACUCUACUAGUACAGAUCCUAAUGUACACACUCCACUGAUCAAGACACUGGUGUCAGAGCUGCCUUUAACAACAAGUAUGUGUGGUGCUGCAGCAGACUGGAGGGAAGAAGCAAUGUCAACACCAGUGAAACAGGAGGCUUCGUGGUCUGAGGCCUUUAGGUCAUGUGAUGCUUCGGUCUCUGUCACUAGAAGCCAGUGUGUGAAUAACAGUAGAUUAACUUACAGUCACCACACAGAGAGACAAGAAGCCUCUCUGGAUGACUUGUUCUCGACUACAGAGGUGACCCAGUCUCUUACGACUCCCCAUAUACAUUCCACAGAUGGAGUAGCAGGCACAGAUGAGUCACUGUCAACCCGUUGUUUUCCAGUCCUUAGUAGCGGCAGUAGCUUGGGGAACUCUUCCAUGUCAGACUGGCUAACGGGCUCCUCCUUCAGUAAGGCCUCCGCUGACUCCAGGAGCACAAGUUUUCCCAGCACCACAGAGCAAGCAUUCAGCUGCCAGCAGUGCAGCCAUCUUUUCUCCACUUCCAGAGACUUGGUGGUGCACAAGCGCUCCCACUCUGGGGAGAGGAUCUUCUACUGCCACCUCUGCACAAAACCCUUUGUCCAUCCACACCAGCUGAAAACCCACCAGCGUGUGCACACAGGGGAGAAGCCGUUCAGCUGUGCACAGUGUGGUAAGCGCUUUUCCCAGUCCAGCCACAUCAAGAGACACAUGAGCGUUCACACAGGCGAGAAGCGCUACAGUUGCAGCCUGUGUGGGAAACGCUUCUCGCAGGCCUGCAGCCUCAAGGUGCACCAGGCUGUGCACACCGGAGAGAGACCGUACAGCUGCAGCAAGUGUGGGAAGAGAUUCUCUGUUCUGGGAAAUCUGGUCCGCCACCAGAGCGUCCAUGCGCAGAUUGCCUCGAUCAUAGAGAUACUGGCCAACUCUGCGGUGGCGGAGAUCUGCAAACUGGUGGACGAUGGCUUCGCGGCGCUGCGUUCCCAAAUGGAGCAGGAGCGCGACAAGAGCGAGAAGGAGAACGACGCGCUGCGGCAAAAGCUGCAAGACAUGGACGUGAAGAUGAGGAGCUACCAGAGGAAGAUGAGGAGACGAAUUCAGCGGGAGGAGUUCAGGCCACCCGAAGGUGUAAAAGAUCCUGAGCACCUUGAGGGGGAGCCUGAAAUCUCUGAGGCGUCUGAGGUGGAACAGACCUUGCCUGGCCUUUUUAAUAGUCCUGUCUACAUGCAGUGGCCAGGACAGGUCCUGUGUGAUGGUCACACCGAGAGUCGUCCACAUCGUGAUGCAUCUAAGACUCAAGAAAUGUCCAGAGCUCAAGUGCUCAACACUGCAGGAGACGUGGAGGGAGGGAGGCAGGGUGAGACCAAGGUGCUGCCUCUGGUGAAGCAGGAGAAAGUAGAAAGAGACAAUUGCAACCUGGACCUCAAGGUGGAGGUGAAUAUCAGGGCAGAGUGUGGCCUGUCAAAUGCCCUGGAGCCCAAUGAAGAGAUCCCCCGCGGUGAUGUUGGUGACACUAGUAUCACCAACAUCACCCCUUCAACCCCCUCCACCAAGCAACCCUCUUCCUCUCCCACUGACUCCACAGUGGAUCUGACCUGCCCGCCACGAGGCAAGCAUAAAGCCACCGAGGCCCCUGGAAACAGUUUGGCAGACAGCAGUGGGGGCCUCCCGGCCCCUGAAGCUGCUCGCAGGGAACUUGGAGUGAGCCUUACAGAUGGUGCUCUGAAGCCAGAGAUCCAGACAGAUGAUUGCAUGGAAGAAGAACUUCAUCCCUCUCAGCUGUCAGCCCCUGUAGCAUCAGAUGAGCCCAGCCCCGACCGCCUCCACAGCCUGGGCCUUGACCUGGUCUGGAUGCAAGAGAGGCCACCUCCACCCCCUCCCCCAUCAGCUCCUUCUGCCAUACCGACCAGCCAUAGGCGGCCUUAUAGGAGCAGUGCUGCCUCUUCUAAAGAUCCUGUGUCAUGUGCAGUUUGUGGUCGUCUCUUCCCAAGUGCAGCAGCCCUGGAGCUGCACCAGCGGGUGCACUCAGGGGAGAGACCCUACACUUGCCCUCACUGUGGGAAGGGCUUCGCCCAGCCCAACAACCUGCGGGUCCACCUCCUCAUCCACACUGGGGAGAGGCGCUAUCGAUGCACACUGUGCGGGAAGAGUUUCAUCUCGUCCAGCCACCUGAAGAGGCACCGCACAGUCCACACGCAGGAGAAGCCCUACAGCUGCUCGCGCUGUGGACAGUCCUUCAGCCAGAUGUGUAGUGUUCGCAGACAUCGGCAGCAGUCCCAGUGUGGACUGUAGACUUCCCCCCAGAUGGGGUGGAUAAAAUCUUAAACUGAUGGGUGAAUAACUCAAAUCCCUUUAUAUGGGAAUUCAUGCAUCUUAUGUAAGCAUGAGCAAACAAGAGAAGGUUGUAUUCUGUGAUAUCAUGACAUGUAGAGUUUAUAUAUGUCCUAGACCAUAGCAGUAACAUGUGAACUCUGUUUUAAGGUGGCUUUCCCUUUCAGACCCUCAACCUUUUCCUCCUCUAUGCUUCCGACAGAGGAUCACAGAGUGGACUGUAAAAGAGUGCCUCAGUGUCGACACCACUCAAUCCAUCCUUUUAUCAUGAAAUGGUCAUGUUUAUGACUGACUAUCUGGUUUACAGAACUUACACACACUUGUGCGGGUCAUGGAGCUGAUGGUCAUGGUUUAUCUUGGAUCAUUUUAGCUGAUGCUUUCCACUGACCAGGCAGUCAAACGGAUUGAACACAACCCUAUUCUGACCACCUGACAGCUCUGUGGUAUUUCAGUUGACCUGUGAAAUUGACUUAAAAUCCAUCAAACUUUUACCACAUUUGAAUCACAAAUAUCUAAUCUCGCCUUAUUCAACUGUGGUUUCAUAUUUCCAGACAGUUCCAGCUGUCUGUUUUAGAGCUAAUCACUCAAGUGUGCAAAGGUUUUUCAGUUUUUUGACUGGAAGCAGGGAGGACACGUUAGCUCAGUUAGCUUAGCUCAGUUAAAAGAGAAACACCUACACAUUCCAACAACUCUGAAUGCUGCUUUUAUUUUAUGCAAUCAUCACAUGUUGUGAUGAAAAAGUGGAAAAUGUGACAUCAGGAGCAUGUGGCUGUUUGUGAGCGGAGGGAUGACAUCACACAGUGUUGCUAAACUCACAAUAUUUAUUUAUUUAUUUAUUCAUUCAUUUUAUUUGCAAGGGACAUUGUACAAAAUAGAAUAUAAAUGUGCACUUGAUCUGUUUAACCAGAGUUAGCUUAAAGGUCGUCUGAAUAUGCAAAGUGAAAAAAACAACACUGAAAUAACAGGACACAAUACAAAAUUACACACAAUGGUACAUCUUUCUCAUACACACCUGUGCACACACACUCACAUGCAGCUAUCUCUGAAUGUUCUCUGUUUUGUUCCUUGUUAAAGGGGGUACUCUUGUUGAGGGUUAGGUUCAGAGGAUAUUGCACCUUGUUAAGCCCCAUGGGAGAGAUUUUGAUUCGUGGAUAUUGGAUAAAACAACCUGUCCAAACUAAUCACUACUGGUUGAGCCAUGCAUUGAUUGCAAAGAAGGUCAUUUGUCCUUCAUAUUAAACUCAGCAGUUAUUCCACACACAUAAAUGUUUAGUUGUUCUGUUUUUGUGAUUCAAAUUCCUAUUGAUUUCCUUCAGUGUUUGUACAGUGUCUUUUACCAUAUCUCUCAUAUACUCAUACAGUUUUUUGAGACAAACUAACACUUUGGAAAAAGAUUUGUCCACAGUAGCAUUAAGACUCCCUCACAAAUUCUCUCAUGAUAAACGUUUCAGCUACUUAGAUAUUAGCUUACAUACUUCAAAGAGUUUCCUCACAUCUGCUUAAAACUGUCUGAUAAAGCUAUAACUCUUCAUGUCAUCUGGUCAGACUUUCCACUCAGUUGUGACUUUCACAUAGAAUGUUUAAUGCAGAGCAAUGAACAUGUAAAGCACAAUCUGCUAUUGAUGAUUUUUCUAAAUUUUAUGAACCAAAAGUAAACAAAGUCACAUACUGGCGGAGGGGCUAUGCCAUUUGAAUUUUUAUACACUAGUGAUAAACUUGAUUAUAACCUGAAAACUCAAUAGGGGCUGUUUUUCCAGUAUCCUACAGAGAAAAACAGUGAGCAAAAAUAUUUAAAUAUGCCAAACAUUCUCAGAUUCUAUCUUUUGACAUGACUUGUACAACCUUUGACAUGUGAAAGACCAAACAAUCGUUAAUUGCUUGAGAUAAAUCUGCACAAUAAUAGGAAUAUUUUGGUGUAACAUUUUUUCGUUUUUACAGGGACUCAGGAGUUCUUUUGAAUUAUGAUCUAGAUCAAUUAUUACGCCAAGAUAUAAGUUCAGCAAAAAUAUUAAUUGUUUUACCUUUAAUGAGAAUGCCACCAAUGUAGAGCUGUGCAGCGCCUUUUCCAAAAGUGCUAACAAGACAAACGUUUUGUCUUUCUAAUGUCCAGAUUAAGACAUGAUACAACACAGUCAGCGGCAUACAUUUGCACCCGUAUGCACUCUAGUAGGAUAUCAUUAAUGAAAGACUACAUAAGAGGGACUUAGAACUUUUGGUUUAUGGACAGAGCACCAUUAACUUGAGUAUGUUGUGAGAUAAACUGUUGCUGUAGAUGAAAAAUUCAACAUAAAAAGUUAAGAAAUGAGAAUGUCAUGGCUAAUGGUGAAAUGCUUCAUAUCAAAUACAACACCAACUCCUCAUUUUCUUUUAUUUGCUGUGUUAGGUGUAAGGAAGCUGUUCCAGUGGAACAGGGAAGCCUGUCCUGACCAGUACUGUCAAUGAACCACAGUUUGAGAUUUAUUGGAUACCAAUUUGGUAUUGAAUAAGAACAACUCUGGAGUUGUUGGGAGAUGUUUUCUGAUGACACUAGUUGUUUCUAGUCUUUUUGCUGGACCU